UUGAUAUUACUAUGAUUCGCUCAUACUCCCUUAUCUGUUACGACAGAUGUCACUGUUUGCACAUAUAACAUAGGAACGUCAAGGACAAGCCGCAGUAGUUCGUAGCUCUCAGCAGUGGAGAAGUGUUAGAUAGUGCGUGAUGGCUCUCCCAGAAAUCAAAUACACCAAGCUAUUCAUUAACAAUGAGUUUGUGGAUUCCGUCUCAGGCAAAACUUUCCCCACUGUGAAUCCAGCCACUGGAAAAAAGAUUGUUGACAUUGCUGAAGGUGACAAGGCUGAUGUCGACAAGGCUGUCGCAGCUGCCAAAGCUGCCUUUAAAAUAGGUUCACCAUGGAGGAAACUGGAUGCUUCUGCACGAGGGAAACUCCUCAUCAAGUUGGCAGAUCUUCUGGAACGUGAUACUGAAAUCCUUGCAAAACUGGAGUCUGUGGACAAUGGAAAACCCUUCAAGGUAGCAUUCUUUGACAUAGCAGUCAGUGUAAAUACUUUGCGCUACUAUGCUGGCUGGUGUGACAAGGUACAUGGCCAAACUAUCCCUGCAGAUGGCGCAGUAUUCUCAUUUACUCGUUUGGAGCCAGUGGGUGUGGUUGGGCAGAUCAUCCCAUGGAACUUCCCACUCUUGAUGGUAGCCUGGAAGUUGGGUCCUGCUCUUGCAACUGGGUGCACUGUUGUUCUGAAGCCUGCAGAACAGACUCCACUUUCUGCCCUCCAUGUUGCUGCCCUUGUAAAGGAGGCUGGUGUCCCUGCUGGUGUAGUAAAUGUGAUCCCAGGCUAUGGACCAACAGCAGGUGCAGCUAUCACAGCUCACCCAAAUGUUUCCAAAGUGGCCUUCACAGGGUCCACAGAGGUGGGUCGCAUAAUCAUGGCAGAUGCAGCCAAGUCAAAUUUGAAGAAAGUGUCCCUGGAGCUUGGAGGGAAGAGCCCCCUUAUUAUAUUUAAUGAUGCUGAUGUUGACCAUGCAGUGGAGCUUGCACAUCAAGCAGUGUUCUUUAAUCAAGGACAGGUGUGUUGCGCAGGCUCCAGAACCUUUGUGCAUGAAGAUAUCUAUGAUGAAUUCAUCAAGAAAUCUGUGGAAAGGGCUCAGAAGAGGAAGGUUGGAGACCCUUUCACUGAAACGACCGAGCAGGGACCGCAGAUUGAUGAUGAGAUGUUCAACAAAGUUCUGAAUCUAAUUAAAUCAGGAAAAUUGGAAGGAGCUAAACUGGAGUGUGGAGGGGAACGUUUGGGUGACACUGGGUACUUCAUCAAACCAACUGUCUUCUCGAAUGUCAAAGACGAUAUGACAAUUGCUAAAGAAGAGAUCUUUGGUCCAGUGCAGUGUGUUCUCAAAUUUAAGACCUUGGAGGAGGCCAUUGAGAGGGCAAAUAAGACAAGCUAUGGGCUGGCAGCUGGGAUUCUUACAAAGGACCUCAACACAGCACUAGUGUUUGCCCAGUCUGUAGAGGCUGGUUCUGUAUGGGUGAACUGCUACAAUACUGUAACUCCCCAGACUCCAUUUGGGGGCUACAAGCAGUCAGGAAUUGGUAGAGAAAUGGGUGAAGUUUCUCUGAAAGAAUACCUCCAGGUUAAAACUGUGACUGUUCAGUUGCCAUACAAACUCUGAAGGAAAAUACUGCACCUACAUGUUCGACAAUUGCAAGAUAUUCGUAUGUCAUUACUGGAUUGUAAUAAUGGGCACUGCAGUUAUUUUAACUUUGUGAAACAAAUUUUCACACUGUAUAUUUUUUAAUCAUUAUUCUCUUUGCUUACCUGUGGUACACUCCACCAUAUGGUGGGACAGACAGGAAGCUACCUCACACACAUUAUGGCAUUAUAUUCAAAGCAGGGUCAGCAGCUCCAUUUACCCAAGAAUAAAUCUGUUACUGCUUAA
Molecule: messenger RNA, 1870 nt
Organism: Zootermopsis nevadensis
Lineage: Eukaryota; Metazoa; Arthropoda; Insecta; Blattodea; Termopsidae
Product: retinal dehydrogenase 2
Molecular function (GO): oxidoreductase activity, acting on the aldehyde or oxo group of donors, NAD or NADP as acceptor
Source: RefSeq, a predicted model, not a curated record